Molecule: messenger RNA, 3279 nt
Organism: Plasmodium reichenowi
Lineage: Eukaryota; Apicomplexa; Aconoidasida; Haemosporida; Plasmodiidae
Exons: 1
Coding region: 1-3279 (1092 amino acids)
Source: RefSeq, a predicted model, not a curated record
AUGAAUAUAGUGGUGACAAAUUAUGGGAUAUUAAGCAAAAAUUUUAUUAGAACAUAUUUAGGACAUAAAAUACAUACAAUCAAAGGGACGUACAAAAAUAUUUCCAUAUAUCAUGUAGAUAUAAAAAGAUAUUGUCAUAACAAAAGUAGAAGUAAAAUAAAAUGUAAAAAUACUGGUGUGAUGAAUAAGGAUAUGAAUUUUAUUAUAUGUGAUGAACUGAAAGAAAAAUAUAUAGAUAAUAAUCCUAUGAAUAAUGUACAUAAUAAUAGUAGUUAUAAUAAUUUUAAUACUUUUUAUGAAAAUGGAAAUAAUAAAGAUAACUUUAAUGUAUCAAAAAGAUGUGUAGGAAAAAAAGUUAUAAGAGAUACAUUUAUAAAUAAGAUCAAGGAAGGCACGUUGUCCCUACUAAAUUUAGAAAUAGAAGAAUUAAAUUAUGAAGAAUUAUUAAAAUAUAAGAAUAUAAAAAAUGUUGUAGGAAUGAAAAAUAAAUUGACAAUAUUAAAAUAUUUUAAUAGCUAUUUAUUAAAAAAUAAUAAAGGAAAAUAUUAUAUAUUAAAAGUGUUGAUGUUUUGUAUUGUUAAAGAUAUACAUAAAUAUAAAAACAAUGAAUUAAUAUACAUUUUAUAUAUAUAUAAAUAUCAUAAUUAUUUAAAUCCAUUUUUAAUAUUACAUAUAAUAGAUAAACUAUGUUGUGAUAAUUAUAUAUAUAAUAUGAAUAUAAAAGAAUUUGUCUUUUUAUUAGAUAUUUUAAAUGUGCCACUUGUUAUGACAAAUAAAUUUAUUCAAAGUAUUAUGGAUUAUAUAAAUAUCAAUAAAAAUAAAAUAGAAUAUUGUAAAUAUUAUUUUGACAUAGCUUAUUUUUUAGCGAAAAAUAAUUUGUAUAAUAAAUAUAUAUUUGAUACAAUCGCUCAAUAUUAUACAUCACAUUCAUAUAAUUUUGAGUUAUCCAUUUUAUAUAUGUUUAAUAGUGAACACAAAAAUAUUAAUAGGAAUAAUAAUGCUUUUCCUAUUAAAGGGAGUUACAACAUAAAUAAUAACAUCGUAGAUAUAAACAUAUGUGAAGAAUUAAUAAAUAAUGAUGAUUAUUUAAAUGUUAAACAAAAAAAUAUGUUAAAAAAAGUCGAACCUGAUAAUGGUUGUUAUGAUAAUACAUAUGAUAGUAAUAAUAUAAUAAAUUUCAAGAGAGAAAUACAUAAACAUUUAUAUAUAUUAUCCAAAUAUGGAUAUAAGAAUAUCCAAAUAUAUAAUAACAUGUUCAAGAUCAUAAUUUUUUCAUGUAACCAUUUUAAACCUUUUGAAGUUAGUUCAAUUUUCAAAUCCUUGAAAAAUAUAAAUUAUUUUAACAUUGUUUUAUUAGAAAAAUUGACUAGUACAUUAAAACGAAAUAUUAGCCAAUAUAAGACAAGUUUAUUAUUAGAUUGUUUAAACACAUUAUCUUUUUUUAAUUACAAAGAUGAUAAUAUUAUAACUACAAUAUUAAUUAAUUUACCCAGGAAUAUAUCAACAUAUACCUCUAAUCAGUUUUUAAAAUUAGUAUAUUUUAUGGAUAAUUUUAUACCUUUUUCAAUAUAUUUUAAAAUAUUUUUAAAUAAACAAAUUUGUAUAUUUUCCUCCUCUUUUGGAUUAUGUCAUCUUAUUUCUUUAUUAAAAAUAUUUACUCACCAAAAUUUAAUAUCUAAUCCUAUUUUAUAUUUGUUAAAAAUAAAAAUUAGUAAAUAUAAUAAAUCAUUAACAUAUAAUGAUAUAAAAAGUAAACAUAUAAAUGAAAAACCGGUUGAAACCUUCCCUUCAAUAAAUUACACAGGCAAUAUAAAAAUAAGUUAUAAAGAUAUAUAUUCAAUAUUUUAUCAUAUGCAUUUAAUGAAAAUACAGUAUAUAGACUUGGCUAUAAAAUGUAUAGAAUGUAUAUUUUUUAUGGAAAAAAAUUUUAAAAAUAUAUUUUCUGAGGAUAUAGAAUAUAUAACAAAUUCAUGUUGUUAUUUCUUAUUACUUAAUGAUAAUUAUGAUGAUCCAUUUUUAAGAAAAUUUAUAAAUGUUCAUAUAGAAAAUUUUUUUUCUUUUGUCGCUUCAAAUUUUGUAAAAAAUGAAUCACUGGAAAAAGCAAAUGAAUGUAUAAAUGGUAAUUUGGAAAUGGAAAAAAUAAAUCAUAAUAAUAAUAAUAAGAAGAAGAAAUAUAAAACUGACAAUAUCAAAAUGGACGAUAUCAAAAUGGACGAUAUCAAAAUGGACGAUAUCAAAAUGGACGAUAUCAAAAUGGACGAUAUCAAAAUGGAUGAUAUCAAAAUGGAUGAUAUCAAAAUGGACCAUAUCAAAAUGGACCAUAUCAAAAUGGACCAUAUCAAAAUGGAUGAUAUCAAAAUGGAUGAUAUCAAAAUGGAUGAUAUCAAAAUGGAUGAUAUACAUUUUGCACAUUAUGAAAAAAACAAUGGAACAAUACAUUUUAAUAAUAAAAUUAAUUACAAUGAACAAAUUAUAGAUAUACAAAACAAUAAUAAUGAUAAAAAAAAUCCAUAUUUGGCAUUUAAUAAAAGAAAGAAUGUUUAUGCAAUAAUCAUAUUAACACUUAUAAAUGAAUUAGUAUACCAAAAUUCAAUAAAAAAAAUAUCCAAUAUAAUACACAACUUUAAUUUGGAAUAUAUAAAAAAUAAUAUAUAUGUCUUUUUACAAUACUUUAAUAAUGAAAAAAAUGAGAAAGAAAAAUGUGAUACUAUAUAUAUACUUGAGAAAUUAUUUCCAUUACUAUAUUUCCCUAACAUAAAUCAUGUACAUUUGAAAAAUAUAAGUAGAAAUAAUUUUUUUAUAUCUACUUUCAAUUUAACAUAUGUUCAAAAUGGAUAUAAUAAUUAUUUGAAAAGUGAACAUAUUAAAAAAGAAAUAAUAUCCAACCAAUAUAUACUCAAUGAAAUAUAUAAAAUAUUACGAGGUUUAAAACAAAAGAAUUAUAUUUUUAAAUUGAUAAAUAAAAGCCACACAAAAUCUUUCUUUUUAUAUAAUCACUAUAUAUAUGUAAAAAAUAUAAGGAAUGGAGAUAAAAUAGCCAUCUUAUUUGCAUCAAAAAAUUAUUAUUAUAAUACGAUAGACGAUGCUAAUUUUGGAUUGACUUCUAAAAUGGGGAAAAAAUUAUUUGAAAAGAACAAAUUAACAAAAGAAGCUAUAACACAAAUAGAGUAUUUUAAAAUAUAUUUUAAUAAGAUAUAUUUAGUAGAAUUUUAUACAUGGGAAAAUAUGAUAAAUAUCCAGGAAAAAAAGGAUUAUUUUGUAAAUUUGUUUAACAUAUGA